AUGGAAACUGCAGUCGUAAACUCCUUCUUCUCUGUAUGCUUGUUGCUAACUCUCAUGUUUUUGGGGUCUGUAGGAAGCUCGAAUAGCUGUCCAGAACCUGAAACAUCAUGUGGAAAACUUCCUGUUCGGUUUCCUUUCCGAGUAAAAAGACGCCAACCAGAACAAUGCGGCUAUCCUGGGUUUGAUUUAGAAUGUUCUUCUACCAAACAUGCUGUUCUUGAGCUUCCUGGAUCAGUCAAGCUCAGUGUCAAACAUAUUGAUUACAAAUCUCAAACCAUUCAGUUAUAUGAUCCUUCUGGUUGCCUUCCAAGGCAUGUCCGCAAUCUCACUCUAGUUCCUUCUCCUUUCCAGUUCAUAGACCGAAAUCUUAAUGACUUUACAAUUUUCAAUUGCUCGUCGCCAAGAGAUGGAGCGAUUAUUUCAACGUGCCUCAGCAGCUCUGCUUACCAUGUGUAUGCCGUUUUGUCUUAUCGUGAGAUUGGACAACUUACCUUGUUAUUUUGCAGCAAAAUAUUUAACAUUUCUUCUGUCCCACUUAAGAUUUUUGAUGUUGAGAACACUCUUCAUUUGAUGUGGUCUAAUCCAAUGUGCAAACAUUGUGAAUCAAAUGGAACAAGAUGUGGAUUCAAGAAUAGUAAUAUUCAACUAUGA
Molecule: messenger RNA, 651 nt
Organism: Neltuma alba
Lineage: Eukaryota; Viridiplantae; Streptophyta; Magnoliopsida; Fabales; Fabaceae
Product: RING-H2 finger protein ATL22-like
Exons: 1
Coding region: 1-651 (216 amino acids)
Molecular function (GO): polysaccharide binding
Source: RefSeq, a predicted model, not a curated record